Messenger RNA from Aplosporella prunicola CBS 121167, 1477 nucleotides. RefSeq lists its product as uncharacterized. The record is from RefSeq and is a predicted model, not a curated record. The coding region runs from base 108 to 1274 and encodes 388 amino acids. NCBI's taxonomy places the organism in Eukaryota, Fungi, Ascomycota, Dothideomycetes, Botryosphaeriales, Aplosporellaceae. The transcript has 5 exons.
UUGGGACGUCUCCUGCUCUUUAACCCGCUGGCGGAACCCCCGACCCGCGACGAGACCCUGGCCAUCAACACCACGAAUUCCCCACCGCUGCCCUCGCAACUCCCACUAUGUCGUCGACCGACAUCAAGAUCGCCUCGAUAGCCUUCGGCUUCACCCUGGGCUUUGGCUACCUGACGGCAUGGGACGCCUGGAAGAUGACGAUGCGGAACCGCAACCCGCUGCGGAGCUUGUUCGUCUGGAUGGUCUGGGGCGAGCUGGCCGUCAACCUGGCCAUCGCCAUCAUGGCCUGGCUGUUCUUAGAAGGAGUGAUAAAACCAAUAUUUGCAACAUUCUUCUUUAUAUUGGCCUUAUGGGUUUUUGAGGUGCAAUUCAUCCUCCAGAUUAUCGUCAAUCGAGUCGCCAUUAUCAGUAUGCACCGGAGAAUGGUCAACUAUAUCCGCUGGGGCACGGUCAUUUUCAUCAUGCUCGUCAACAUCUCCGUCUUUUGCAUCUGGAUCCCCGCGCAGAUGCAAGUCAACGAUACCUACAUCGAAGUCAACGAGGUGUGGGACAAGAUCACCAAGGUGCUCAUUGGCCUCAACGAUGCCUGCCUGAACUUCUACUUCAUCCAGCAGGUGCGCAAGCGGCUGAUUGCCAACGGUCUGCAAAAGUACACGGCGCUGGCCAACUUCAACACGCGCAUCAUUUUGAUCUCAGUCGGCAUGGAUUGCCUCAUCAUCGGAACCAUGUUCCUGAGCAACCCGGUCGUGUUCAUGCAAUUCCACCCGAUCGCGUACACGGUUAAGCUGAAGAUCGAGCUGUCCAUGACGAACCUCAUCACCCGCAUUUCCCAAGAGUCUGUUCGCGACCGCAUCGGCGACACGUCGACGAGCCACCGCCGCGGCUUUACGACGUCGGGCCCAGCCAACGACACGAUCAACGGAAAGGGGGUGCCGCUGUCCGUGUUCGCCGAGAGCCAGAGCAAGGACGCGACGGUGUCGACGCAGGUGACGACGCAGCACUUUGACAGCCCGCCGGACUCGGCGGCCGACGCAGGCUGCGCCGGCGGCGCCAAUCAAAUCUUCACCAAGCGCGAGUGGACGGUGCAAGUGUCGGAUGCCAACGACGCAGCGAGCAGUGGGCCGCAUUCAGACCCCGCGGGUGUGUUCCCUCCGAGCGAGCGCAGCAGCUCCAGGAGCUCAAAGGAGGAUCGGCAUCCUGAUGGCUUCCAGUUUCAUCACCAGGCGCACCAUCAUCAGGAUGAUGAGGAGCCGUUGGCUUGGCAGAGGGGGUAGGUGCAUGCGCGUCAUGUGCUGCAGGAUGUGAUGUGAUAAAAGCUCUGUUUUUUCUGUCUUGCGUGUGUUAUGUAUACAUCAUGCAAGCACCGCCACACGCAUCUCUGUCCCCCCUUUUUUCCCCUUGCGUUUAUUCUCUCUUUUCCUUAACGUCUGCGUGUUUCUGUCUCUGUUUUUCCCGUUUCGAUUCUUCUUCUCCACCU